Drosophila simulans is the source of this 428-nucleotide messenger RNA. Its product is annotated as histone chaperone ASF1. Lineage: Eukaryota; Metazoa; Arthropoda; Insecta; Diptera; Drosophilidae. The transcript has a single exon. The record is from RefSeq and is a predicted model, not a curated record. Bases 55 to 402 code for a protein of 115 amino acids.
UUUUACGAAAUUGGAAAGCAGUUUUCGCGAUAACUCCUUAGACUCAACAUCGAAAUGCGUUCCCUGAUUCUUGUCGCUCUUUUGGCCUUCUUGGCUGUUGGCUUUGUGGCUGCCCGUCCAGCUGAGGAUGAGGAGUCCUCCGUUGCCGUGGCUGAGAAUGCCGAUGAGGAUUCGACUAGCAAUGAUGCGGAGAGCACCGGAGCCACUGAUGCGGAGGAAUCCUCGGAUGAUGAAGAAACAACUGAAGAGUCUGGCGAUUCCGAUGACGAAUCCAGCGAUGAUGCCGAUGAGGAUGAGGCAACCACUGCUGCUCCGGUCAAGAAGCACAUCCGUCCCUUCUGGCCCAGGUUCGGAGGUCAUGGUCCAGUUGUGAUCAGGCAUCACACUGGUUAUGUUGUCUAAAUAAAAAAUAUUAUCUUUAACAAAAA